AUGGUUGGAACGAACAGUGCCGAAGGGGGACAGGCCUUUCAUCGGCUCGGAUUUUAUCAAGAUUCGCAUAACUUUGAUCUUGAUAAGGGUGUUCCAAGAGAAGUCUUCAAAAAUCUUUUUGUCAAAUCGAUCAUUAGAGACUACUUUAACGGUUCAAAGGAUGUCGAGCAGGAACUUCUCAUUAGGUAUUCUGGAUUGUGGAUCUCAGAUAUUGAACAGGCCAGGAAACUUGUUGCACUGUUCGGAGAUUUCAUGCAGCAUGCCCCGUCAGUGAAAACACUUAGGCAUCAUGCUAAACUAGCAGCCGGUAAAAAGACAUACCAGUAUUAUUUUGCGCACGAACCGACAACAACUAAUCGAAGAAGACCCUGGUUUCAAGGUGCUGACCACGCAGAAGAAUUGACGUUUGUGUUUGGGCCGGAAGUGAUGUACCCUCCUGGAACAAAUGUGUCAAAGGAGGAGAGACAGUUUUCUCGGACAAUAAUGAAAUAUUGGUCGAACUUUGCUAAGACUGGGUAA
Molecule: messenger RNA, 519 nt
Organism: Lottia gigantea (owl limpet)
Lineage: Eukaryota; Metazoa; Mollusca; Gastropoda; Lottiidae
Exons: 1
Coding region: 1-519 (172 amino acids)
Source: RefSeq, a predicted model, not a curated record